Microdochium trichocladiopsis is the source of this 1464-nucleotide messenger RNA. Its product is annotated as SBDS protein C-terminal domain-containing protein. Gene Ontology annotation, biological process: ribosome biogenesis; cytosolic ribosome assembly. Bases 197 to 1168 code for a protein of 323 amino acids. The transcript has 2 exons. The record is from RefSeq and is a predicted model, not a curated record. Lineage: Eukaryota; Fungi; Ascomycota; Sordariomycetes; Xylariales; Microdochiaceae.
GGCCUCAGGACCACAGCCCAUUAUCUAAUCGGCACUGCCAGGUUCGAGUGGGGGCGGGGUGACACAGCACGCGAAAAAGUCGUCAUACCCUCCAAAGGGACGGAACCACCAUACACAUUUCUAGACGUUGAUUAAACACCAUACCCUAUCAUUUACAACCACCUCCUAAGAGCCUGUGCCUCUUCUAUCGACCACCAUGUCGCGCAUGAUCAACCAGCCCUCGAAUCAGAUCAAGCUGACCAACGUGUCCUUGGUACGGCUCAAGAAGGGCAAGAAGCGCUUCGAGAUCGCUUGCUACAAGAACAAGGUCCUUGAGUGGCGAUCCGGCAUUGAGAAGGAUCUUGAUGAGGUGCUUCAGAUCCCCAACGUCUUCCUCAACGUGUCCAAGGGUCAAACUGCGCCGACGGCAGACCUUGAGAAGGCGUUUGGCAAGAAGACCACGACCGACGAGAUCAUCCUCGAGAUUCUCAACAAGGGAGAGCUGCAAGUCGGCGAGAAGGAACGAGCAGCGCAAAUGGACAGGGUACACAACGAGGUCAUCAGCAUAGUGGCCAGCAAACUGGUCGACCCUCGGACGAAGCGGGUAUACACGACAGGCAUGAUUGAAAAGGCGCUAGACAUGCUCAGCCAACAGGCGCACCAACAACAGCAACAAUCGUCACAAGGAGGGAACUCCGCAACGGGUAGCGGCACAGCGACGCCGGCGACCGGCGACGACGGCGAGGCCAAGCCAAUACCUUCCUCGAAGCUUCGCGAGCACACAUGGACAGGUGUGGUGACAACCAAGUCCGCCAAGUCGCAAGCGCUGGACGCCAUGAAGGCACUCAUCGCGCACCAACCGAUCCCUGUAACCCGCGCGCGGAUGCGGCUGCGCGUGACAUGCACGACGAGCGCGCUGAAGCAGGCCGUCAAAGGCGACGCGGCCAAGUCGUCCACUGAUGCCGCCGAGGACGGAGGGGCCGAGCAGAAGGCCCCGGGUACCGUCAAGGACAAGAUCCUCAGCUAUAUUGAGCAGAUCGAGAAUCAGGACAUGGUGGGCAGCGAGUGGGAGGUUGUCGGAUUCGUCGAGCCGGGAGCAUUCAAGGGGCUUUCUGACUUUGUGGGCACGCAUACAAAAGGACAGGGCAGAGUCGAAGUGCUGGAUAUGGCUGUUACUCAUGAGGAUUAAAGUGCGCAAAAGAAAGGUCCGGAGGAGGACAUUGAGUAGGCGUCCGGGAGCGGGACAAGAAUAAAAUGGUUGAUGAAGAUACCCUUUUCGGUGUUUCUAUUUUUACUAAGACAUAGCAUGCCCUCAUAGUUUCAUAUAUUGCCAACCGAAAGAAUUACAGAAUUGAUCACACGUGACAAAAGUCUACACUCGCUGGUCUGUGGCCACAAACAACAUGUAUCCGCGUGACUAAGAAAGGCCAAAGCCUGCAAGUGUUGCUGAGCAACGCCCACCAAGUCUGCGUCUCAAUUGAUCUA